Cimex lectularius (bed bug) is the source of this 968-nucleotide messenger RNA. RefSeq lists its product as uncharacterized. Lineage: Eukaryota; Metazoa; Arthropoda; Insecta; Hemiptera; Cimicidae. The coding region runs from base 88 to 774 and encodes 228 amino acids. The record is from RefSeq and is a predicted model, not a curated record. The transcript has 3 exons.
UAGCUGAAUUCAGCAAUAUACAUAUAACCAUUAGAAAGAAAUAUCAAACUGAGACCUCUUUUAUAAUUACACAAAUUAAAGAAACACAUGUUUAACAUUUACUCUCUAAAUUUACAUACAAAAAUAAUGACAACCACAGCUCAGUUAAAGACUGAAAAAGGGAAAAAAGUCCUAGAAGACAGUAUAACCACAUAUACAUCGUCUCAGUCGAAAUUCUUGGAUACUUUUCCCGAAAACAACAAAUAUGCCAGUGCAGAAAGAGUGAGAGCCGAAUCGUCAAUAAAAAAAGAAGAAAGUGAAGAUGAUAAUUAUAGGAGUAUCCAUUACAUAAAAUAUAAAAGAGCACUGAUUACUUUAACAGAAGACCUCAAGAGGAGCAUUCAUUUGAAUAUUCCUUUAUUACAAACCGACGAGCAGGAUUAUGCAAUCCUUUGGGUUGAGAAGUUAGGCCUGAGCAAUCGGAUCGAGACGAUGAAGCAACAGACCUUGUACUUACAAUUGUUAAAGGAUAACAUAGAGGUGGGAACGUUACAAUUCCCAUUUAAUGCGAACCCGCCACUUGAGCUGAAGGAGUUGAGCCAUUACAUCGAUACGAAAACCUAUUCAGAUUUACUUAAGAAACACAAUUUGUCCGUUCAAAACAUGUUGAAGUUGGAAGUGCAGCACAAAGAAAGCAAAGUACCGGCGAAAGAUUUCUUCUCGAUUCAACCCAAACCAAAGGGUGGCAUUUUUUGUUACGCCGUGGCUUUCAGUGAUUCUAAAAGUGACGAAUAAACACACAUGACAAAAUAAUCAUAUUUGUAAUAACCAAUGUCGUGUGCUAGUCUUAACUUACUGGUACUGAGUACUGUUUGGAUUAACUGAAUAAUACAAAAACAAGCAUUAAAACGUUCUGAUAGACACACCUGAGCAGGUGAUAGACACAUACAUUGAAAUAAAGCUGGAUGGUUUGAAAAAAACAGGUCAAA